This is a messenger RNA of Drosophila eugracilis, 2530 nucleotides long. Its product is annotated as FK506-binding protein 4-like. Bases 1 to 651 code for a protein of 216 amino acids. The record is from RefSeq and is a predicted model, not a curated record. Lineage: Eukaryota; Metazoa; Arthropoda; Insecta; Diptera; Drosophilidae. The transcript has 4 exons.
AUGAGCUUAAAGGAAGAAAACGACUCAAAGAAGGAAAAGGAGCCCAAGAAGACUGCCAAGGAGUCCAAGAAAGAAACCCCCAAAGCCGCAGAGCAAAACAAAAACAAUGAUCAGUCCACGAUUGAUCUCUUUACAGCCAAGAAAGCGGACACCAGCAAGAAAGAGAAGCCAGAAGUUAAGACUGCGGAGAAAGGCAAGAAGAAAGAUCAAAACACCAACGAUUCCAAGCCAAAAGAAGCUCCCAAAAAGGAUACACCAAAAACCUUAGGGAAGCCAAAGAAGGAGGAAUCAGUAGAAAAGAGCAACAAAGAAGAAAAGUCGCAGAAAGAAAAAGAAGAAGACUCACCUGCCGCCAGUAAUCAAAAAGAAACAAGCAGGAAGAGUAAAGGCAAAAAACAGAAGGAGGAGGUCAACCAGAAGGAAGAAAACGACUCAAGGAAGGAAAAGGACCCCAAGAAGACUACCAAGAAGUUCAACAUUCGACGCAAGCGUUACAUAGGAAUUGGCAAUAACACAACAGACAUACGGAUACAUAAUGUUGUCUAUAACAGAGGCUCUUUCCAGUAUACGGCCCUUUGUAGAGAAACUGACUCACAUUAUUGGCGUUGUUUAACAGAUAACAUGAAGAAGAGGACACUAACGGAUCGCUAACCAACACAUCAUAUGCUCCUAUAUAUUGGACUCCUUCAAGCGGACGACGAUUGAUGGUAUCAAUGUUGUUUGAUAGACGGCGCUGUAAAACUAAAGGCGCAUUACACGUCCGUCUCUAGGUUACAUACAUGAACAAAUAAGACAUACCAAAGACAAUUUGGAUUAUAUUAAGGAUAACGCAAAUGUUAUACCACACUAGUGAUGGUAGAACAAUAAUAAGAAAUGUUAAUACUUAAGAAUGUUAACCUAAGCAAAAAUUGUAAACAAAGCAAAGAUUGCACUAUAUAGAUACUGCACUCAGAGCUGUAAGAAUAUGUUAAAAGUAUCUUAAGUAGUCGUAAACAAUGUAUACACAAUGUUCCGAACGAUGUUAUUAGUUUAAGCAACUGUUAAGCCGUAUAUAAUGUAACACAAUGAGCUUGUACACAUAGUUAAGCUAGACAUAAGUAACGUUCAGCCAAUUGCCAGACAAUGUUAAGAUAAUCAAUGAGGUAGAAAGGAAGAAAACGACUCAAAGAAGGAAAAGGAGCCCAAGAAGACUGCCAAGGAGUCCAAGAAAGAAACCCCCAAAGCCGCAGAGCAAAACAAAAACAAUGAUCAGUCCACGAUUGAUCUCUUUACAGCCAAGAAAGCGGACACCAGCAAGAAAGAGAAGCCAGAAGUUAAGACUGCGGAGAAAGGCAAGAAGAAAGAUCAAACCACAGACGAUUCCAAGCCAAAAGAAGCUCCCAAAAAGGAUACACCAAAAACCUUAGGGAAGCCAAAGAAGGAGGAAUCAGUAGAAAAGAGCAACAAAGAAGAAAAGUCCCAGAAAGAAAAAGAAGAAGACUCACCUGCCGCCAGUAAUCAAAAAUAAACAAGCAGGAAGAGUAAAGGCAAAAAACAGAAGGAGGAGGUCAACCAGAAGGAAGAAAACGACUCAAGGAAGGAAAAGGACCCCAAGAAGACUACCAAGAAGUUCAACAUUCGACGCAAGCGUUACAUAGGAAUUGGCGAUAACACAACAGACAUACGGAUACAUAAUGUUGUCUAUAACAGAGGCUCUUUCCAGUAUACGGCCCUUUGUAGAGAAACUGACUCACAUUAUUGGCGUUGUUUAACAGAUAACAUGAAGAAGAGGACACUAACGGAUCGCUAACCAACACAUCAUAUGCUCCUAUAUAUUGGACUCCUUCAAGCGGACGACGAUUGAUGGUAUCAAUGUUGUUUGAUAGACGGCGCUGUAAAACUAAAGGCGCAUUACACGUCCGUCUCUAGGUUACAUACAUGAACAAAUAAGACAUACCAAAGACAAUUUGGAUUAUAUUAAGGAUAACGCAAAUGUUAUACCACACUAGUGAUGGUAGAACAAUAAUAAGAAAUGUUAAUACUUAAGAAUGUUAACCUAAGCAAAAAUUGUAAACAAAGCAAAGAUUGCACUAUAUAGAUACUGCACUCAGAGCUGUAAGAAUAUGUUAAAAGUAUCUUAAGUAGUCGUAAACAAUGUAUACACAAUGUUCCGAACGAUGUUAUUAGUUUAAGCAACUGUUAAGCCGUAUAUAAUGUAACACAAUGAGCUUGUACACAUAGUUAAGCUAGACAUAAGUAACGUUCAGCCAAUUGCCAGACAAUGUUAAGAUAAUCAAUGAGGUAGAAAGGAAGAAAACGACUCAAAGAAGGAAAAGGAGCCCAAGAAGACUGCCAAGGAGUCCAAGAAAGAAACCCCCAAAGCCGCAGAGCAAAACAAAAACAAUGAUCAGUCCACGAUUGAUCUCUUUACAGCCAAGAAAGCGGACACCAGCAAGAAAGAGAAGCCAGAAGUUAAGACUGCGGAGAAAGGCAAGAAGAAAGAUCAAACCACAGACGAUUCCAAGCCAAAAGAAGCUCCCAAAAAGGAUAC